Colossoma macropomum (tambaqui) is the source of this 939-nucleotide messenger RNA. Its product is annotated as serine/threonine-protein kinase pim-1-like. Bases 1 to 939 code for a protein of 312 amino acids. Gene Ontology annotation, cellular component: cytoplasm. The transcript is spliced from 7 exons. Gene Ontology annotation, molecular function: protein serine/threonine kinase activity; ATP binding. NCBI's taxonomy places the organism in Eukaryota, Metazoa, Chordata, Actinopteri, Characiformes, Serrasalmidae. Gene Ontology annotation, biological process: negative regulation of apoptotic process; protein autophosphorylation; regulation of mitotic cell cycle. The record is from RefSeq and is a predicted model, not a curated record.
AUGAGGAGCCUGGCCGCUUCCUAUUUCCCCCGUUAUAUCAAAAACGAAAUGUUGCGUCAGUUGGAUGCUGAACCCACCAUUGAGUCCCCAGACCACCUCGUAGCUACAUAUGGCGUGGCAACAAAUGAGCUGGAGCACAAGUAUAUGCAGCAGGACUGUCUGGGUGAAGGAGGAUUCGGCUCAGUGUACGCCGGCUACCGCAGAGAUGACCUGCUGCCUGUGGCUAUUAAACACAUCCCCAAAAACAACGUGAAACACAUCACUGUGAUUGUGGAUGGAGAACAGAAGGAAUUCCCACUGGAAGUGGUGCUUUUGGCGAUGGCAGGGGAAGUCGAGGCCGUUGCCGGAGAGACGCGACGCGUCUCCGUGGCGCUGCUGGACUGGUAUGAGCUACAGGAGGAGCUGGUGAUCGUGAUGGAGCGGCCAGUGCCCUCCAUGGACCUGUUCCACUACAUCCAGGACAGUGGAGGUCACCUACAAGAAGAGGAGGCCAAGGUAAUCCUGAGGCAGCUAGUUGAGGCUCUGGUCAGCCUCCUCUCUAAGGGAGUCCUCCACCAAGAUAUUAAGCCAGAAAACAUUCUGGUACAUACAGACCCUGAGGGUCUACGCAUUCGCAUCCUGGACUUCGGUGUUGGCAGCAUUUUGCGAGAAGGCCACACCAGUUUUUAUGGAUUGGCUGAGUGCACUCCUCCUGAGUGCUGCCUGCAGGCUUUUCCCCAGGCAGAGCCGUCCAUAGUGUGGCAGAUUGGAGUUGUGCUCUACAUCAUGCUUCAUGGAGAGCGCCCCUUCAGCAACACCUGGGAAAUGAUGACCAAAGACCCCUACAUACGAGACCAACUGUCCCAAGAUUGUGAGGAUCUUUUGAGGAGCUGUCUGGACAAGCGGUCUCGAAGCAGACCCUCUCUCCGUGACAUACUGCAGCACCCCUGGCUAAAGUGA